This is a messenger RNA of Drosophila sulfurigaster albostrigata, 1403 nucleotides long. It is a transcript of the gene Mpi, whose product is annotated as mannose-6-phosphate isomerase. Gene Ontology annotation, molecular function: mannose-6-phosphate isomerase activity; zinc ion binding. Bases 176 to 1366 code for a protein of 396 amino acids. Gene Ontology annotation, biological process: GDP-mannose biosynthetic process; carbohydrate metabolic process. Gene Ontology annotation, cellular component: cytosol. Lineage: Eukaryota; Metazoa; Arthropoda; Insecta; Diptera; Drosophilidae. The record is from RefSeq and is a predicted model, not a curated record. The transcript is spliced from 3 exons.
AGGUUUUUGUAAUUUUAUGAUUUCGGUCACACUGUCUGACUGAUUUUAAACAUUUACAUAUAUUCAAAUCUUUUUUUGUGGCAUAAAAGUUAAGUUACACAAAAUUUUAAUUAAUGUGGGGACGUGGCUAGUUGACCUCAGCAGUGGAGCAAGCUAAGUUUUUUCCAAAACCAAUAUGGAGCUGACUGGAUGGGUUAAAAACUAUGAUUGGGGCAAACAGGGCAUUCAAUCGGCCGUUGCCCAAUUGGCCAUGGCGAACGAUCCCGACUUUGUGCUGAACGAGACGGAAACCUAUGCUGAAAUGUGGAUGGGAACCCAUUUCUGUGGCGUUUCCAUUGUGAAGGAAACGGGCGAAACUCUGGAUCGUGUGCUCAAAAAAGAUCUGCCCUAUCUCUUUAAGGUACUGAGCAUUCGAAAAGCACUCAGCAUUCAGGUGCAUCCCAAUAAAUGUGAAGCGGAGCGUCUGCAUAAAGAGCGCCCCGAUGUCUACAAGGAUGACAAUCACAAACCAGAGCUGAGCAUUGCUAUUACGCCUUUCUUGGCGUUGGUUGGGUUCCAGCCAGUGGAGGAUAUCAUUGACAACAUUGACGAGUUCCAGCCGCUGACUGAGCUCAUAGGCCAGGAGACUGUGGAUGAACUGCACGAAAAGCGUAAUUCGGAGACACUGAAGAAUUGCUAUGAGAUCAUGAUGCGAGCUGAUGAUGCGUCGAUUUCCAAGUGCAUCAAAGCGAUAGCCAAGCACAAUAAAUCAGAGCUGAAGCGUAAUGAGUUGCUGGACAUUUUCAAUAAGGUUAAUCAGGACUUUCCCGAUGAUGUGGGCGUCUUAUGUCUGUUCUUCUUGAAUCUAGUGCGCUUGCAACCCGGUCAAGCCAUCUAUCUGGGCGCCAAUGAGAUUCACGCCUAUUUGGAUGGCGAAUGCGUGGAGUGCAUGGCCUGCUCUGAUAAUGUAAUACGAGCUGGACUCACACCGAAAUACAAGGAUGUGGAACAAUUAAUCUCCUCGGUGAUAUUUGAUGGGGCAGCUGCCGAUGCCAAGCUGUUUAUGCCAUACCGUAUCGAUGAUACUGUUCAGGUGUUUGUGCCACCUGUUGAUGACUUUGCCGUGAUGCAUGUUGGUAUCAAGCACAGCGUGUGUUCGUAUAAGCUGCAGAUACAAGCAUAUGGUUCCAUACUCCUUACUUUGGCUGGCAGUCGCAUACUCCGCCUAAAGACCGACAAGGGGGUGAAGGAAAUAACUUUAACGCGCGGCAGCAUUGUUUACAUUCCGGUUGAAGCGGCGCCAGAAAUUGAAUUCCUGCAGACAGAGGAUUGUGACGAAGAUUUUACGGCUUACAUAGCCACAUAUAACUAUUUCAGAAGAGCAUAAUAAUAAUAAUAAAACAAGACGAUUUCUUGGUGGUGAA